AUGCAUUUAAUUCCAAAACUAAUUAAAUAGUAGAAAACUUAAGAAGAUAUCUCUAUCAUACAUGAUUACUUAAGUCAAUUACAUCAAUUUCAGGCUCCAUAUGAAAUUAUAAAAGAUGUAAUAUGUAUAUACUUAUAAUUAGAUAAGUAAAAGAAUUGGGUAUGCAUAUUUUGAAAAAGGCCAAAAUGUUCAAAAAAAUAAUAAUAUGGCUUACUUUGUGAUUAAAGGGAUUCUUAAAACAUAUGAAAACUUAGAAAUUCAAGCAGAUAUGUGGUACGAAGGCGAAAUUGCAUUUGAAGCUUAAGUAACUCAAAUACUCUAACUUAGACAGAAACCCAUUGUUUCACAUUACCCUUGAGUAUCUAUAAGAGAUUAACUGCAUGCCAUAGUUAAAUGUUUCAAUUAAAAUUAAAAACAUUAAUAUCCAAUUUACCCAUCCUUGAAAAAGUGAACUAUAGAAUUAAAGAUUAACUUAUUAAAGGAUUUCAAGAGGUUAAGUUUGGUAAUAAGGAUUUUGUAUUAAAAAUGGAUGAUACUAGUAGUUCUUUAUUUAUUCUCUAACAUGGUAUUUUAAUUGUUAGCAAAAUUUACUAAAAAACUCUUUCUUAAUAUGAAAAAUUGAUUUUGCCAAAAAAAUUUUGGUUUGAUGAUAUUAUAUUAGGAAAAUUGAUAGAUUAAGGAUUUAUAGGUGAAGAAUUUAUAUAAUGUGAUAAAGCCUUAUAUAAUGUUUAAGUAGCAUCAAAAACAGCAACUUUAUUAAUGAUAUCUAUAUAAUAAUUAUAGUAGAUUAGUCAAUAAGUAUAUUAAGCAAUUUAUAAAAUAUCAAUUGAGAACUAAGCUUUAAGAGAAGAAAUUUAUAAAGAAAAAUGUUAAGAAUUGGAAAAAUAUUGGUAAAACACUAAUAAAUCUUAAAUUUUAAAUUAAGAUAUUAAGAAAUCUAUUUCUUUUAAAGUUAUAAAAAAAUAAUAAUCAUCCUCUUAAGAUUAAUAAUGUUAAACAAUUGAUGAUCAUAUGUAAUUUAUUAUUAGUAAUUUAUCUUAUAAGAAAAUGCCUACAUUCAUUUAACAAUAUUUCAGAUAAAAAAAUAUCAAAAUAAAAAAAAAAUAAGAUUCCACAUAAUUAUAAAGAAGUUAAAAUUCAAUUUCAUUACAUUAUGUAGAUUCUAAUAUAUUUGAUUCAUAAAUCCUACUUUAAAAAGCUCAACACAAAAUUUAAGCAUAAUAAAAUUAAUAAAAAUCUUUAUGUUUACGCAAAUCACAAACUAGAUAAAUCAAUAGAAAUAACACUUCUUCUAAAUCAGAACAUUUAAAACCUAACACUGCUCAAAUAUUAUUUUAAUUUAAUAUUCCAUAAUAAUAAGAAAAUAGUAAAAUAUAGAUUGAAUAAAAAAAAGAUUUAAUUAUGAACAAAACAGUUUUGUCUAAUUUCCAAAAUCUGAAACCUGAUUCAAGGUAAUAAAUAAAACGAAGUUCUUCUGUUAUUAAAUUUAAUGAAAAUCAAUCAUAAAAUACACCUGGAACCUAAUCCAAAAGUAAAAGUAUUUAUAUAUAUUAUAGCACCUCGAGAAAAUAUGUUUUAUAUAGGCUUUUAAUAAAAUUAAAUUGUAAAGAAAAUAAAAGUUAACUAAUUACUACUCAAUUAAUAAAUUUGA
Molecule: messenger RNA, 1651 nt
Organism: Paramecium primaurelia
Lineage: Eukaryota; Ciliophora; Oligohymenophorea; Peniculida; Parameciidae
Source: the annotation of a GenBank genome assembly